This is a messenger RNA of Cottoperca gobio, 3123 nucleotides long. It is a transcript of the gene afg3l2, whose product is annotated as AFG3-like AAA ATPase 2. NCBI's taxonomy places the organism in Eukaryota, Metazoa, Chordata, Actinopteri, Perciformes, Bovichtidae. Bases 154 to 2616 code for a protein of 820 amino acids. The record is from RefSeq and is a predicted model, not a curated record. Gene Ontology annotation, cellular component: membrane; m-AAA complex. Gene Ontology annotation, molecular function: ATP binding; metalloendopeptidase activity; ATP-dependent peptidase activity. Gene Ontology annotation, biological process: mitochondrial protein processing. The transcript has 17 exons.
AGAAGAAGAAGAAGAAGAAGAAAGCUACAGUAAAGAUGGCGGAACAGUGUAGUUACGGAACAGAAAUAUUGCUCGUGUGUUUCGUCUAGAUUCCGGUGUCACCCGGCACUGUUGUUGUCUGCCGGUGAGUGUCAGCGGGAGUCUGGUGUGCGGAUGGCUCACCGUUACCUGCGGCUGUCAGCCGGCUGCAGGAACUCCUUCCGGCUGCUGCUGCCCUCCAACGCUCCGUCCAGGCUGGUGACGUGUUCGACCGCGGCGGGGCAGGUAGAGAGGGGGCGGAGCCUGCUAAGUGAGCUGCUGGGAGUUUACAGCAGUCUGAGCUCCAGACCACCUAAAGGUUUUGAGAAAUAUUUUCCAGAAGGUCAGAAAACUCCAAAAAACACUGAGGAUGAAGCAGCAACCAAAGAUGCCAAACCUGCCAAAACUCAGGGAGCAGAAAUUAGAGGCGAAGGAGAAGCAGGAGGAGAGGGAAGUGGAGCAGGAGGUGCAGGAGGAGAGGGAGGUGGCGCAGGAGGUGCAGGAGGAGGAGGUGCAGGAGGAGAAGGAGGAAAACGAGGAGGUCGUCGGGAGGAGUCCCGCUGGUACAGCCGUCUGCAGAAGGGGGAUGUUCCCUGGGAUGAUAAAGAGUUUCGGAUGUACUUCCUGAGCGGACUGGCGUUCUGGACCACCGUCACAUAUUAUUUCUUCUUCAGGGACGGAGGACGAGAGGUCACCUGGAAGGACUUUGUCAACAACUACCUGUCCAAAGGAGUGGUGGACCACUUAGACGUGGUCAACAAGCGAUAUGUGAAAGUCGUCUUCUCUUCGGGGAAGACGCCGGGGGACGGGCAGUAUGUGUGGUUCAACAUCGGCAGCGUGGACACGUUUGAGAGGAAUCUGGAGACGGUUCAGUAUGAGCUCGGCAUUGAGCGAGAGAACAGACUGCCGGUGGUUUAUUCCUCCGAGAGUGACGGCACCUUCAUCCUGAACAUGCUACCCGUGGCGCUCAUUUUAGGCUUCAUACUGUUUACGAGGUGGCGUGGCCAGGGGGGGGGCGGCCGUCCCGGCCGCGGAAUAGGCGGGCUGUUCAGCGUCAGCGAGACGACAGCAAAGAUCCUAAAAGACGAGAUCGAUGUAAAGUUCAAAGAUGUGGCGGGCUGCGAGGAGGCCAAGCUGGAGAUCAUGGAGUUCGUCAACUUCCUGAAGAACCCCAAACAGUACGAGGACCUCGGGGCCAAGAUCCCCAAGGGCGCCAUCUUGACCGGUCCUCCGGGAACAGGAAAGACUCUACUCGCCAAAGCGACAGCCGGUGAGGCCGAUGUGCCGUUUAUCACCGUCAACGGCUCUGAGUUCUUGGAGAUGUUCGUGGGUGUCGGCCCUGCCAGGGUCAGAGAUCUGUUCGUCAUGGCGAGGAAGAAUGCUCCCUGCAUCCUCUUCAUUGAUGAGAUUGAUGCCGUCGGGCGGAAACGAGGACGGGGAAACUUUGGAGGGCAGAGCGAACAGGAGAACACGCUAAACCAGCUGCUGGUGGAGAUGGACGGGUUCAACACGGCCUCCAACGUUGUGGUUCUAGCUGGUACCAACAGACCAGACAUCCUGGACCCGGCGCUGAUGAGACCCGGGCGCUUUGACAGACAGAUCUAUAUCGGUCCUCCGGAUAUUAAAGGUCGAGCCUCCAUCUUUAAAGUGCACCUGCGUCCUCUGAAGCUGGCGAUGGACCUGGACAGAGACACUCUGUCUAAGAAGAUGGCCGCCCUCACACCUGGAUUCUCAGGUGCCGACAUUGCUAACGUCUGUAACGAGGCGGCUCUGAUUGCCGCUCGCCACCUGUCAGACGCCAUCAACCAGAAGCACUUUGAACAAGCCAUUGAGCGAGUGAUAGGAGGUCUGGAGAAGAGGACUCAGGUCCUGCAGCCGGAGGAGAAGAAGACGGUGGCGUAUCACGAGGCCGGUCACGCCGUGGCCGGAUGGUUCCUGGAGCACGCCGACCCUCUUCUAAAGGUGUCCAUCAUCCCCCGAGGGAAGGGUCUGGGCUACGCUCAGUAUCUGCCCCGAGAGCAGUACCUGUACUCCACCGAGCAGCUGCUGGACCGCAUGUGCAUGACUCUGGGAGGCCGGGUGUCCGAGGAAAUCUUCUUCGGACGCAUCACCACCGGAGCUCAGGACGACCUUCGCAAGGUCACACAGAGCGCCUACGCACAGAUUGUUCAGUUUGGGAUGAACACGAAGGUGGGUCAGGUCUCCUUCGACCUCCCCCGGCAGGGCGAGAUGGUUCUGGAGAAGCCGUACAGUGAGGCCACGGCUCGCCUCAUCGACACUGAAGUCCGGAUCCUCAUCAGCGAGGCUCACCAGAGAACGCACGCUCUGCUGAGCGACAAGAAGGCCGAGGUGGAGAAGGUGGCGCUGCGGCUGCUGGAGACGGAGGUGCUGGAUAAGAGCGACAUGGUGGAGCUGCUCGGCAAACGUCCAUUCGCAGAGAAGUCGACUUACGAGGACUUUGUGGAGGGAACCGGCGGUGUGGACGAGGACACGUCGCUGCCGGAGGGCCUGAAGGACUGGAACAAGGAGAGGAGGCUGAAGGAGGAGAGUCCGGACGAGCAGGUGGCCCGCCAGAUCUCCGGAGGAAUGCCUUUCUAGAAGCUUCUGAUGCAGAACAUGUGAGCUGGGUAAACCUCACUCCUCCGGCUCCGAUGUUCAGUCUGUGGAGACGCUGACGAAUCUGCAGAACGAUUUCCAUGUGUAAAGAGUUUCCUGUGUGACGUGUACAGUUAGUGUGUGUGAAUAAAUGACAUGAAGCCUGUGACACAGAUCUGAUGGUGAUAAUGAAACAACACAUUAGACUUUAACACUUUAUACAGUUUAUACUGACGCUGGUAAAAUGUUCGUACUUCUGCACUGAAACCUGUCGACAGUCGUCGUAUUCUUCUACAGUUCAAAGACAAACUGCCACUUUCUUGACUUGCAGAUGAUGUUUAAACGUCCGAAAAUGAUCCGUGUUCGCCUGCAGCGGUUUGUCUCUCAGAAACACUGUUUUACAUAUUCCAAUAUACAUCGCAGAACAACUCCUCAACCUGCUGCAGCCGUUUUAAAACUGAACAAAGAUGAGCAGCUCCAUGUUAAUGUGUAAUAAAAUGAAUAACGUGU